AUGGCUUCAUAUCUGGUAACAGGCUGCUCCAGGGGGCUUGGACUGGCUCUAAUCACCCGAUUGACAUCUCUCCCUAAGACUGAGGUAGGAACCAUCAUCGCUACAGCUCGACGGGACAAUUCCCCCCGAUUGAAAGAGGUCGUGGAUGCAUCUUCGGGACGAGUACAACUCAUUAAUCUCGACGUCACCGACCUGGAGAGCGUAAAUGAGGCCGCCAGCGUAGCUGAUUCUCGCCUGCAAGGGAAGGGUCUUGACUAUUUGAUCAACAACGCGGGGGUGACGGACUGGUCCCCCACGGGGGUGGAAGGGAUAUCUACAAUACUCGGUUCUAUGGCAAUGGCAGAUUCAUUCCAAGCAUUACCUUCGCCAGCAUACAAAAUAUCAAAGGCCGCACUGAACAUGUUGACUGUUCAAUACGCCAAUCAAUAUUCAAGUGAGGGCUUUACCUUCGUGGGAAUCAGCCCUGGGUGGCUUCGCACCGAUCUUGGAAGCGCCCGGGCACAUCUCUCCGUGGAAACAGGAGCAGAGAGAGUAUUGGAAGUUAUCCAAAGAGUGACGCCUGAUCAGAAUGGAAAAUUCUUCAACAUCCAUAUCCCUGGGUGGGAGGCUGCAGAGGGUGCAGAUCAAUACGAUGGCAAAGAGAUUCCAUGGUGA
This is a messenger RNA of Penicillium olsonii, 654 nucleotides long. The record is from the annotation of a GenBank genome assembly. Lineage: Eukaryota; Fungi; Ascomycota; Eurotiomycetes; Eurotiales; Aspergillaceae.